UGUCCGCCGUUCAGUGUGGCAUGUGGAUUUGUCCUUUGGGCUGUGCAGUGGGUUGUGUGUUGACUAAAAGGUAAAAUGAUUCUUCUGUGUUUGUUCGUCGCAUGUUUCGGUGUUGCCGCAUACGCUAAGAAUGUGCCUGUGCCAAGGGUAAGCCAAGGCUACCUCGUGGACUUAGCGACGGCUCCGUGGCACGUGGGUCUGUACCGGAAGACUGCGAGCUCCCACAAGCAGAUAUGCGGCGGUACCAUCAUUGCCAAGCGUGUCGUUAUAACAGCUGCCCACUGUGUCACUAAAGAUCGACAUAUUGUAUUACCUGCGUCUCAAUUUGCGGUAGCGGCAGGCAAAAUAUAUAGGCUGUGGAACGAUAUACACGAUGUCGAUGCUCAGAAGUCAGAUGUGAAAGAAAUAAAGGUCCCGCCGCGGUACCAAGGAGCAGUGACGAAUUACCAACACGACAUUGCGCUGUUGCUACUCACCGCCCAUUUCAACUACACCGACCACGUAAAGCCCGCCUGCUUGAAUUUUGAUCCCGAAUUCGAUGAAAAACAGCUGCAAGAAGGCCAGUGGGGUAAAGUCGUGGGCUGGGGUCUGACCGGUAAGAACUCGCGGAAGUCUGAAGUGCUCCAAGGAGCCACAUUACAAUACAUCACCAUCGACAAGUGUAUCGAGCAGUGUCCAGCGGGCUUCAGGAGUCUUAUCACAGGGGACAAGAUCUGCGCCGGAUACAAGAAUGGCACGGCGGUGUGUCGCGGCGACAGUGGCGGCGGCCUCGUGCUCCCAGAAGUAGUGGACGGCAUCGAAUGGUACUUCCUGCGUGGCGUCAUCUCCACGUCCCCCACUUCUGCGGGGUUGUGCAACAUCUACACCUGGUCCACCUUCACACACUUGCUCCAACACGAGCACUUCGUUAAGUCCGUAUUGCCUGAUGUAGAAAAGACUUGCGGCAUAUUCGGUGGCAUCAGGCUGCCGCGUUUAGUUGACUCGAAUCAGCGUUCAGAAAAUUGUAAAUGCGUUUGUACUUCGGGAACUUAAUUUUUAUUUUUUUGUUUUUGUUUUUUGUAGGUAUUUAUAUUGCAUUUUGUUACAAAUAAAUAUUUAUUCUAUGUUUUUCUUAUGUUUUUAAUUACGGCAAUGACCACAAUAUUAACACAACAUUGCUGCACGAUUAUAUAGCCACUACUAGCACAAUAAGUUAGAAUAAGCCAUUAA
Messenger RNA from Manduca sexta (tobacco hornworm), 1209 nucleotides. Its product is annotated as modular serine protease. NCBI's taxonomy places the organism in Eukaryota, Metazoa, Arthropoda, Insecta, Lepidoptera, Sphingidae. Gene Ontology annotation, molecular function: serine-type endopeptidase activity. Bases 76 to 1032 code for a protein of 318 amino acids. Gene Ontology annotation, biological process: proteolysis. The record is from RefSeq and is a predicted model, not a curated record. The transcript has 6 exons.